Messenger RNA from Toxotes jaculatrix (banded archerfish), 1646 nucleotides. It is a transcript of the gene gnb2, whose product is annotated as guanine nucleotide binding protein (G protein), beta polypeptide 2. Lineage: Eukaryota; Metazoa; Chordata; Actinopteri; Toxotidae. The transcript is spliced from 10 exons. Gene Ontology annotation, cellular component: heterotrimeric G-protein complex; cytoplasm. Gene Ontology annotation, molecular function: protein binding; signaling receptor complex adaptor activity. Gene Ontology annotation, biological process: G protein-coupled receptor signaling pathway. Bases 620 to 1642 code for a protein of 340 amino acids. The record is from RefSeq and is a predicted model, not a curated record.
UGAGUCGGAGGCGGCUGUCCUGAUGAAGUGUCGGCAGAGGGAGGAGGAAACCAAAGAGAGGAAGGAAACGAGGAUAACGUCACGAAAAGCAGAGUCGGAGUAAAACGGGCUGAAUAGUAUUUAAUGGACAAUCCUUGAUGCGGGCCGGGGAGCUGCGGCUAAUUGUGUUCGUUUGCUCCGGACUGGACAGAGAUGUUUUUCUUAACUUAUCGGGCGUGAAAAAGGCCACCAUAAAAAAAAAGCAUUUCGGAGAGGAAACGGCAACACACAACAACAGCAGCAGCAACAGCAGAUUUCAUCUCUGUUUUUUUUCCCCAGGAGCUCCACCAAAGCAGAGAAAUGGACAUACGUGUAGCCCUCCUCCGUUUGCCUGUUUACUGAAGGAUUUGGAAACAGCCUAAUCGUGACACACGGAGCUUUAAGUGGAUCUCCUCUGCAGCUCUGUGUUUUUUUUUUCAAUGAGUGAAAAAGACAUAUAGUCCAAUCCUCCGCGGGAUUUUGGGGACGUUGCUUUCGCUUUUUGUUUUGUUUUUUGUUUUUGUUUUUCCCUAAACGGCAGAAAAAAUAGCAGCAACAUCAUCGGGGAGAAUUAACAGGUGACGGCUCGGACAAAUCCAAAAUGAGUGAGCUGGAGCAGCUUCGUCAGGAGGCCGAGCAGCUAAGGAACCAGAUAAGAGAUGCCAGGAAAGCAUGUGGAGAUUCAACCCUGACACAGAUAACUGCUGGUCUGGAUCCUGUGGGGCGGAUUCAGAUGAGGACAAGACGCACCCUACGUGGCCACCUUGCCAAGAUCUACGCCAUGCACUGGGGUUCAGACUCAAGGCUCCUGGUCAGUGCCUCUCAAGAUGGAAAACUGAUCAUCUGGGACAGCUACACCACUAACAAGAUUCACGCCAUCCCCCUGCGCUCCUCCUGGGUGAUGACCUGUGCGUACGCCCCCUCUGGGAACUAUGUGGCCUGCGGGGGCCUCGACAACAUCUGCUCCAUCUACUGCUUGAAGACGCGUGAGGGCAACGUCAGAGUCAGCAGGGAACUACCUGGCCAUACAGGCUACCUGUCUUGUUGCCGUUUCAUUGAUGACAAUCAAAUCAUCACGAGUUCAGGAGACACCACAUGUGCACUGUGGGAUAUUGAGACGAGCCAGCAGACCACGGUUUUCUCGGGCCACAGCGGUGACGUCAUGAGUCUGUCCCUGUCGCCCGACCUGCGCACCUUUGUGUCAGGAGCCUGCGAUGCCUCGGUCAAACUGUGGGACAUCAGGGACAGCAUGUGCCGGCAGACCUUCACAGGCCACGAGUCGGACAUCAACGCCAUCUGUUUCUUUCCCAACGGCAGCGCCUUCGCCACAGGCUCUGACGACGCCACCUGCAGGCUGUUUGACCUGCGUGCGGACCAGGAGCUCAGCCUCUACUGCCACGACAACAUCAUCUGUGGCAUCACCUCCGUGGCUUUCUCACGCUCCGGCCGUUUGCUGCUGGCUGGUUACGAUGACUUUAACUGCAACAUCUGGGACGCCAUGAAGGGGGACAGAGCAGGAGUCCUGGCCGGCCAUGACAAUCGUGUGAGCUGUCUGGGUGUGACGAAUGACGGCAUGGCGGUGUGCACCGGGUCCUGGGACAGCUUCCUCAAGAUCUGGAACUGAGCCA